Molecule: messenger RNA, 1388 nt
Organism: Boleophthalmus pectinirostris (great blue-spotted mudskipper)
Lineage: Eukaryota; Metazoa; Chordata; Actinopteri; Gobiiformes; Gobiidae
Gene: aldob
Product: aldolase b, fructose-bisphosphate
Exons: 9
Coding region: 140-1234 (364 amino acids)
Biological process (GO): glycolytic process; fructose 1,6-bisphosphate metabolic process
Cellular component (GO): cytosol
Molecular function (GO): fructose-1-phosphate aldolase activity; fructose-bisphosphate aldolase activity
Source: RefSeq, a predicted model, not a curated record
CCUCCUUGCCUCCACUUCCCAAUAAAUACACCUCUGUAUCCAACGAUCGGUCUUCUCCACCAGGCCAUAAGCUUUUGGGAGGCUGCACAGGCCGACUACAACCUCUUCUUGCUGUUUGACCAUUGACCAACCCCCCAAAAUGACUCACCAGUUCCCAUCACUGUCUCCGACUCAGAAGAAGGAGCUCUCUGACAUUGCUCAGAGAAUUGUGGCCACAGGAAAGGGCAUCCUGGCUGCAGAUGAAUCUACAGGCACCAUGGGGAAGCGCCUCCAGAAAAUCAAUGUAGAAAACAAUGAGGAGAACCGGCGCUGCUUCAGGGACAUCCUUUUCUCCUGUGACGCAACCAUGGCCAACAGUGUAGGCGGAGUCAUCUUCUUCCACGAGACACUCUAUCAGAAAUCAGACUGCGGCAAACUCUUCCCCCAGGUCAUCAAAGAUAAGGGCAUUGUAGUUGGCAUCAAGGUGGACAAAGGCACAGCAGGGCUCAAUGGGACAGAUGGGGAAACCACCACACAAGGUCUGGAUGGCCUCUCUGAGCGCUGUGCCCAGUACAAGAAGGACGGCUGUGACUUCGCUAAGUGGCGCUGCGUGCUCAAGAUCUCAGAUGGCUGCCCGUCUGCUCUGGCCAUUGCAGAGAACGCCAAUGUUCUUGCCAGAUAUGCCAGCAUCUGCCAACAGAAUGGUCUAGUGCCAAUCGUAGAGCCAGAGAUCCUCCCUGAUGGAGAGCAUGACCUUCAGCGCUGCCAGUAUGUCACAGAAAAGGUUCUUGCUGCUGUGUACAAAGCUCUGUCUGAUCACCAUGUUUACCUGGAGGGCACGCUCCUAAAGCCCAACAUGGUGACAGCAGGACACUCCUGUCCCAAGAAAUUUACCCCUCAGGAGGUAGCCAUGGCAACAGUCUCUGCUCUGAGGCGCACUGUUCCCGCUGCUGUGCCAGGAAUCUGCUUCCUUUCUGGAGGACAGAGUGAAGAAGAAGCCUCUGUCCAUCUGAACGCCAUAAACCAGGUGCCCCUUCACCGUCCCUGGAAACUCACCUUCUCUUAUGGCCGCGCUCUGCAGGCCUCUGCCCUCGCCGCCUGGCAGGGCAAGCCCGAGAAUAAGGCUGCUGCUCAGGAAGCCUUCUGCACUAGGGCCAAAAUCAAUGGUCUCGCCUCCAAAGGAGAGUACAAACCCAGCGGCUCAGCGGACCAGGCCUCCACACAAUCUCUGUUCACAGAGAGCUAUGUCUAUUAAACCGCACACUACAAACACUGGAUCACAUGAACUGCACAAUGGACCAAAAUGUGACGACCAAAAUGCUCAUUCUUCCCUCACACUUCAAGGGAGAUUGUUGCUUUCACUUUAAAUUACUUUUGUCUACUUGUUAAAAUAAAAAUAAAUUAUGUAA